CAAUCAUCUUCUUCUUCUUCUUCCUCCUCUGAUUAUUAUUAUUAUUCUCCAGAAAAACCCUAGAAAGCACCACCACCCUCACGAUUAGUCUAUGCCAAGGUGGGUGGUGGGGGAGGCAGUAACCAUCAAAAAGGUCAACCCUUGAAAGCUUAAAACCGAAUCGAAUCGAAUCCACACAAUCGCGAUAGAUUCUGAGGGGGGAAGGGGAUGUCGUCGGAGAUCGAGGUGGUGGAGGAAGUCCAAUCUAAUCACAAGGAGAACGGCGAAUCGAGCUCUAAACCGAUUGAGGACGAGAGUUUGAAGAACGAUGUGUACACUGCCGCUGCGUAUGGUGAUUUGGAGAAGCUUCAUAGAUUGGUUGAGUGUGAGGGUUGCUCUGUUUCUGAGCCCGAUGGUCUUGGCUACUAUGCUCUUCAGUGGUCUGCAUUGAAUAACCGCUCCGCCGUUGCUCAGUACAUUAUCGAGCAUGGUGGAGAUGUACACGCGACGGAUCAUACUGGACAGACUGCAUUGCAUUGGAGUGCUGUUCGUGGUGCUACACAAGUUGCGGAACUCUUACUGCAAGAGGGUGCGAGGGUAGAUGCUACCGAUAUGUAUGGAUAUCAGCCAACACAUGUGGCAGCACAGUAUGGCCAGACUGCUUUUCUCUGCCAUGUCGUCUCAAAGUGGAAUGCUGAUCCUGAUGUGCCUGAUAAUGAUGGAAGAAGCCCCUUGCACUGGGCUGCAUAUAAAGGUUUUGCAGAUUCCAUUCGCCUUCUUUUGUUUUUAGACGCAUAUAGAGGACGGCAGGACAAAGAAGGAUGCACUCCUUUGCACUGGGCUGCCAUUCGAGGUAAUCUGGAGGCUUGCACUGUGUUGGUUCAGGCUGGAAAGAAAGAGGAUUUGAUGAUUACUGACAACACCGGGCUUACACCCGCACAACUUGCUGCUGAAAAGAAUCACCGACAAGUUUCCUUUUUCCUUGGUAAUGCUAGAAGACUGCUUGAAAAGCGGUGUGACGGAAGCACUCCCCUUGGAAAAUUGUCAAAGUUGGGACUUGCUCCUGUUCUUUGGUUCAUGAUCCUGCUGCUUCUGCUCAUAUAUACUAAUUCUGUUAUUUUGGCAUCGAACCUGCCAAAGCUAACAACUGGGAUUGGUUCGCUUGCAUGGCUGGGAUUCAUUAUUGCAACCGCAGGACUAGUUUUGUUUUACCGUUGUAGCAGGAAGGAUCCAGGUUAUAUAAAAAUGAAUAUCCAUGAUCCGCAGACCAUAAAAGAUGAUGAACCACUGUUGAAAAUAGAGCUAAACAACCCUGCUUUGCUUUCUGGGAAUUGGACGCAGCUCUGUGCAACAUGCAAGAUUAUCAGACCUCUUCGAGCUAAGCACUGUUCCACAUGCGAUCGCUGUGUAGAGCAAUUUGAUCACCAUUGUCCUUGGGUAUCAAACUGUGUCGGAAAAAAAAACAAGAGGGAGUUUUUUCUUUUUCUUCUACUUGAAGUUUUAGCGAUGAUGAUAACUGGUGGAGUCACUCUUGCAAGAGUAUUGAGUGACCCUUCAGCUCCAUCUUCGUUUGGAGCAUGGAUAAGCCAUGUCGCCACUAAUCACGUCGGUGCAUUAUCCUUUCUGAUUGUUGAAUUCUGCCUCUUCUUUUCAGUUGCCGUCUUAACCGUCAUACAGGGGUCUCAGAUAUCUAGAAAUAUAACAACAAAUGAAAUGGCUAAUGCACUGCGCUACAGCUACCUCAGAGGUCCAGGAGGUCGGUUCAGGAAUCCAUACGAUCUCGGUUACAAGAGAAACUGCUCGGAUUUCUUGUUGAAAGGUUAUAACGAAGAUAUUGAGUGUCAAGAAGAAGACUCAACACCGAGACAAGAGGGUAUUAGUAUGAUGCAGAUGCAGCGAAGUUCCAAUCUUCAAAACGGCAAUGGCCACGUUGCUAUAGAUGUUAACCCAAUACACAAUUCGCAGUCAGGACAUGUUCAUUCUUCCAAGUGCAGCCAUGGCCAUAGCAGUAAACCAAAGAGUGAUAGUGUUCCUUUGGGUUUGGGACUUGGUCUUGGCCGGAACCCCACCCGAGCUGUUGUACCUCCAUGAUAUGGUCGUCUCCUUCUUCAAAUGUGCAUUUGUGUUGUAAGAAACACGUCGAGUCAUUGUAACACCCUAUUUCUGGUGAAGAUAGCAGUUUAACAGAAAUGGUUGUACGUUAUUUAUUUACUUAGUUGGGUUAUGGAAGCUUUGUAUCCACGUAUAGUUUGAUAAUCCUUGCUUUUUGAAAUCAUAACCAGAUGUAAAUUAA
Molecule: messenger RNA, 2272 nt
Organism: Brassica oleracea var. oleracea
Lineage: Eukaryota; Viridiplantae; Streptophyta; Magnoliopsida; Brassicales; Brassicaceae
Product: protein S-acyltransferase 24-like
Exons: 13
Coding region: 208-2070 (620 amino acids)
Biological process (GO): protein palmitoylation
Cellular component (GO): Golgi membrane
Molecular function (GO): protein binding; palmitoyltransferase activity
Source: RefSeq, a predicted model, not a curated record